This is a messenger RNA of Paecilomyces variotii, 2625 nucleotides long. RefSeq names its product acetate regulatory DNA binding protein FacB. The transcript has 5 exons. Gene Ontology annotation, molecular function: zinc ion binding; DNA binding; DNA-binding transcription factor activity, RNA polymerase II-specific. Gene Ontology annotation, biological process: DNA-templated transcription; regulation of DNA-templated transcription. The record is from RefSeq and is a predicted model, not a curated record. Bases 1 to 2625 code for a protein of 874 amino acids. Lineage: Eukaryota; Fungi; Ascomycota; Eurotiomycetes; Eurotiales; Thermoascaceae.
AUGCCGGGAAUUCUACCGAUGAAAGUCAUCAAGGUGGGCAGCAGCUCCCAGAGCCGCAUUGCCCAGGCCUGUGAUCGUUGUCGAAGCAAGAAGAUUCGAUGUGAUGGCAUUCGACCAUGCUGCUCGCAAUGUGCCAAUGUGGGUUUCGAGUGCAAGACCAGCGACAAGCUGAGCCGUCGCGCCUUCCCGCGAGGAUACACAGAAUCUCUGGAGGAUCGGGUACGGACGUUGGAGGCCGAAGUACGGGAGCUGAAGGGAUUACUCGACGAGAAGGACGAGAAGAUCGAUGUGCUCUCCCGCAUACAUUCAUUUUCCCCCCAUCCACACAAGACGGCGUUGAAAUCACCGGCGGCAGAAGAGAAGAAACAGACGACGACAACGAAUCACAGCGGUGAAGGUGUCAUUCGGGUGCAGCAUUCACCGUCGCUGCUGAGGAACCCUACACCAGACACUCCAUUUGCCGGUCCCUCGAGCACUAGAGCGUUUGUUGAUGUGUUCACGAGUAAACUGGAGGAGAACGGCCAGUCCGCGUCGAGUUUCUCGACGCAGGAGCUGACUUCGUCUCCGCCCAUGAUCUCCUACCCCGUCCUCGAUCAGACCAUCAAGACUCCUCCUCGAUUGGUAUCGGACCAAUUAAUCAAUAUCUUCUUCCAAGAAUGGGCGCCGCUCUAUCCGGUCGUCCAUCGACCAACGAUUCUCAAGACCUACGAUCACUACCUCACUGAUGCAGACUCUCUGUCCAGCAACAAAUACGCCGCGGCUCAGUUGAACCUCAUCUUUGGAAUUGCUGCGCUUUCUGCGAGGUCGAGGACCAACCAGGAUCCAGCGUUCUUCGAACAGAACUGGUACCCCGCUCUGGAGUCUCUGUCCGGAGAUGUGUCCAUCGGCACUCUUCAGUGCCUCAUCUUGGCCCAGAUGUACUGCACCGCUAAGGCGGACUACAAAGGUCUCUCGCGGUAUCGUGGUCUUGCGGUCGGACUAGUCCACCAGCUGGGGCUCCACCAGAGUCAGAAACGCUUCUCUAUGAACCCGUUGACCAGCGAGACCAGAAAGAAGGUCUUCUGGUGUCAAUAUGUUCUGGAUCGUUUCUCUGCUGCUCUGACCGGCCUGCCCGUGCUCCUGCGUGAAGACGAUAUCCGAACCGAGUACCCUGCGGAUGUGGACGACGAGAAUGUGACGGAGACUGGCUUCCUUCCUACGCUUCCGGGCGAAUCGACACGCCUGUCCAGCGCCCUUGCAUUGUUUGCCGCUUCGCGGAUUCUGAACAAAGUCCUGGAAGACUUGUAUCCCUCGCCUGCUGGAUAUGAGAUCCCAGUCUCCAAGCUCCAUGCGCUGUCCGAGCAGUUGGAUGGGUGGUCCAAGAACCUUCCUCCGCACCUGAGACUCGAGUUCGCGCAGGACAAGCCUAGCACCAAUGUGACCAGCAGUCGGUCUCCUCUUCUGUCAAUGGUGUAUUAUUACAUCCGAACACUGAUCCACCGCCCUGCGGUCUGCUUUGGAGAUGCUACCAUUGCCUCCACUUCUGUCCUCGCUCUGUCCGACUCGAAUAAGCACAUGAUCCAAAUUCUGGACUUGCUUGAUGAGAGGAGGAUGAGCCUGUCCUUCUGCAUGAGCAGGAAGGAACUGGUCUUCCUCUCUGGACUGGGCCUACUUUGGCAGAACAUGGGUCUGAAGCGCGACAGCAAGCUUGCUAAGGAGAGCCAGAAGCUUCUCUCGACCGUCAUCGACCAGCUUGAAUCAGAAUCAGCCGGAGCCGCGGCUGAAUUCACCGUGGUUGCCAAUCUGCUCAUCUCUGUCGAUGGUGGGAAGCGUGAAGCGGCCGCCAAGCAAUCGUCCGAGAUGCGCGAGUCAUCUCUCAAGCCCAAGUCUCCAAAGAAGCAGUACCAGCCCUUGAAGUCUCGUGGAUCAGUAUCCGGGCCCUCGUUCCAGCCAGCACGAGCGGAGUCUCACUCCCGCAGAGCUACCAUCACCAACGCCAGCCCUCCGACACCCCACCGGCACAUUCGCUCUUCAAGCCGGUCUAGCCUCCCCGCCCAGCAGACGGACCACAUGGGCCAGAUGGGCGCAGAGAAGCCUCGAAUCAACGAUCCUUCUCUAGAGUACAAUAACUUCGAGUACUUCCCUCUCAACGCUGACUCUCAUCGCGCCAUGUCUUCCUCGGAUCUUCCCAAGUCUGCGCUCAGUAUGGCGGAUUGGGAGUUCGUCGUCAGUGACAUGGCGCAGGGCCACUCCAAUAUUUUCACCGGGAUCUACGGAGGAAAGGAAUGCGGUGAAGACCACGGGCCUUUUGCUUCUCUGACUGCUGAAUUUCAGCAACAGCAUCCCAAUUCCUUGAGCAUCCAGCCCCAUGCCACUGAGGCUCACAGCUUGUCGCCAGAAGCCUGGUCUUCCAGCAGUGGCGACUUGCCGCACAACCAAGGGGCAACCACCCAGAGUGUUCUGAGCUACUCGGAGGAGAGUCUGGGAAGCGCCGAGGAGGUGUCGCCGCUUAAUGAUAUGGGACUGCACCACCAGGAUAACGUGAACCUGAUGGAUCCUUUCAAGGGGAUCAUCAUCCCGGCGGCAGAUGACGAAAUUGAUGAUUUUGGCCUGGUCGACGGCUGGGAUCGACGACUGGCGGUUUAA